CCAGUUGGACAGCUCACGAUCGGACGUUCUUCUGGUGAUCAACCCUCCUCUUCGUGCUUUAACGUCAAAAAGAAACACGCGAGAUAGCAUAAAACACGUCCACAGUCUACUCACUCCCCUAGGACCGCAAGAUAACCAAUCAUUUCCUUGAGUCUACGCCCUCGCCCUCGCAAUGGCGACCACAAGGCCAGACGAUGGCAACCUUCCCGAGGUCGUACCGGAUGUGUCGCCCCAGGCCCUCACGCAGGAGGAGUUGUCCGCCAGAAGCGGCCUUGCAGGGGCGGAGGGCAAAUACCCGUACACGCACGACGAGAGAAAGGAACACGUUUCCGCCGGCCUUGGCUCGGACGCGCACAAAGAGGUGGUGAGCCCGAUUUCGCCAGAUGCGCAGACACCGACAGGGGACGGUGCCACCGCCGGACCUUCGUCGGCACUGGGACCCCGGAUUUGCGGAGUCAAGAGGAAAACGUUUUGGGUUCUUUUGGCCGUGGCCGUCGCCGUUGUCAUUGCCGUGGCAGUCGGCGCCGGUGUCGGUGCCACACGGGGAGGUAAGGGUGGGGGAGACGCGCAGGCACAAGAGCAGGAACCGUCGGCGACGUCGGCGACGUCGUCAACGGAGGCAUCGGCAGCGCCUACGGCCACAUCAUCUUCUACCGAGGCCACUUCUUCCAUACCUUCAUCAACUUCAUCCGCGGCCGAACCGAUGCCGACCUUCCUCAACGGGACCGUGACACUACCGGCCGGGGACUUUGCUUUCCAAGGGUUCUCGGAUGUGAACUUUACCGGGAACUACACGGAUAUUCACCAAGCAGAAGGAUUCAUUGACUUCCCCUUCGACGUCAUGAGCUACGUCUGGCUGCACAGCCAGACUGGCUGUUGUAUCAACUUUUGUCAGGGUCUCAAUAACGUUACCGGCUACCGAUGUGACCCCCGGGAGCAGCCCGAGGCGAGCGGCGGCUUCAACCGUCUAUAUAUUGGCUGUGGGGGUGAUGCCCCGCGAGAGGAUCAAAACAGGUUCUGUUCAUGAUGAAGAAUGCCUGCCAUGGUGAUGGUGUCUUCAACGCGAUCAGAUGUGUUAUCUUAUGUAAAGUUGUGGAGCAGCAUGCAGGGACUCGGUCAAAAUUCCCAUUCACAGGCGAGGUCACGAUGUGCCGCAUUAUUUUAUUGCUUUUUUGUUUUCUUUCCUUUCUUUCUUUCUUUCUUUUCUUCGCCCUCGUUGGCUUUCUAACGUCAAUAUGUCAGGGUUCGGUUGGGUGGGAAACUUUUGAACUUGAAAACUGGCAGGAGUAUUGAGAAAGUUAAAGAGGUUAAUUGGCGGGAAAUGGUAGUCCACAGAUUUCGGGCGCGUGUUU
This is a messenger RNA of Sodiomyces alkalinus F11, 1352 nucleotides long. RefSeq lists its product as hypothetical. The transcript has 2 exons. NCBI's taxonomy places the organism in Eukaryota, Fungi, Ascomycota, Sordariomycetes, Glomerellales, Plectosphaerellaceae. The coding region runs from base 173 to 1027 and encodes 284 amino acids. The record is from RefSeq and is a predicted model, not a curated record.